AUGGAUGGUGGUGUUCUAGACAUCGUACAAGUAAUAUUAAAAAUCAAGGAGAUGAAAGAGUUAAACAAGACAAUAGAAGAGCAAGUUAAAAUUCAAGAAUGCAAGAGGUAUCUGGAAAAGGAUCUAGUAAAGAUUCUUAAGGACUCAGGUUACCACUCAGAAGAGUGGGAAGAAACUGAUCCUGAAAAAGAAUGGCUUAUUAUGCAAUCUGCAGUAGUUGAAGAUGAUGAAAUUAUUGAGGAAGCUAUAAAACAAAAGUCAUUAUCAAUAUACAUUCAUAAUAAAUGGUGGCAUAUAUCAAACCUAUUAAUAUUCGAUAUUGAUGAGGAACAAGAAAUCUAUGAUGAUAGAAAUAUAAACUAUAAAACUUCUAUUUCUCAAUUUUCCAUUCAACAUUUGUACGACUUUAAUGAGUUUCAAAUAAAAGAUGUUAGUAUAAAUGCUUAUUCAAAAGAACUAGAACAAGAAAUUCGCGAUGAUAUUAAUAUGGACUGUGAUGCUGCUUUCUCUCAACGGUCUUUGUAUAACUUCAAUUCUAGUGACGAAUUUGGAGGUGAUCAUUAUCAGCAUGAUGUAACCAAGCAGCAACAUUCUUUAGAUGAUGGUUCUGAUUCUGAUUCAGAAGUAAUAGACGAUUUAGAGUUAAAGACUGGACUUACCUUUACAAAUUGGCAAGAAUUUAAUACCUGGAUUGAUGAUUUUAGGAUUUAA
Molecule: messenger RNA, 711 nt
Organism: Rhizophagus irregularis DAOM 181602=DAOM 197198
Lineage: Eukaryota; Fungi; Glomeromycota; Glomeromycetes; Glomerales; Glomeraceae
Source: RefSeq, a predicted model, not a curated record